This is a messenger RNA of Meloidogyne enterolobii, 229 nucleotides long. The record is from the annotation of a GenBank genome assembly. Lineage: Eukaryota; Metazoa; Nematoda; Chromadorea; Rhabditida; Meloidogynidae.
UCCACGUUUUAUUAACCCGGAGGUUUCUUAUGAAAAUAAAUAUAGGUAUUUUAACUUGGAGGGUCUUCAAUUUAACAAGAAUGAAUUGUUUGGAUUAUUUAACGCAUUUAGAUGCGGGAACUAGUGGACAGGGGCAACAUGAACAAUGGCAACUGGUGCAAUAUGGACAGGGUCAGCAUCAAAGUGAAGGUUCAGGAUUGCAACAACCCGUGGAACUUGAUGUUUGAAU